AUGCCUCAAGAGCCGGCACCUGGCCACAUCCUGUUUGCCCAGUUUGGGUCUGAAGCCACACAGAACGCUGUCAUGAUCAUGACGCAGUCUGGUAAGCUUCUUUGGCAGUCGGACCCAGCAGCGACACAGCUCGUGUCGAAUCUUACACCCGCCAGGCUCUUUGGCAAGGAUGUUCUCGUCUACUGGGAGGCCAGCAGCGCAGUAGCAACCAACCUGCCCGUCAGUUCUCACGGCUGCAUCCGCAUCCUGGAUGAUUCCUACCAGUCCAUCUACAAUGUGACCCUUGCCGAUCCAACUUUGUCAACAAAUGGUCAGUUUGACUCUCUCAUCGACCCGCAUGAGGCGUUCGUGACACCAUCUGGCACAUUGCUAGUGCUCGCCUACGACGUGCAGCCAUGGGACCUGAGUGCGGUUGGUGGUCCGCGCAAUGGAUGGAUCCAUGAUGGUGUAGUGUACGAAAUCGACAUUGCCACCAACGACAUCCUCUUUCGCUGGCGUGCCUCAGACUACAUCCCAAUUACGAACUCGCAUGCACCGUUACCUCUUGCCCGCGAUGAAGUUGGCGGGUUGUCUUCGCCGCCAUGGGACUACUUACACCUGAACAGUGCUACCGUCUUUGAGGAUGGCAUCGUGGUGUCGUGGCGCCACACUUUCGACGCGAUCUAUAUUGACCGAAGCACUGGCGACGUCAGGUGGACGCUACAGGGUGACGAUGGUGGUGAUUUUGCCAUGACCCCAGCAGCAGCGUUCCAGUGGCAGCAUGAUGUACACAUCCACAGAUCAGCAGAGGGGCAGAUGUUGCUGAGCAUGUUCAACAACCGCAACAAUGGGACUUUGCCGCUGAACGAGACCUAUGGCAUGCUCUUGGAGCUGACGGAUGGCGAGGCUGAUGGUCACGCUGUUGCAAGUACGCGCAUAUACAGGGACGUCAACGAGGCCAUUAGUUCUGUGGCUGGCGGAAGCAUGCAGGUGCUCGAUAACGGCAAUGUCUUUGUCGCAUACGGCACGCAACCGGUGAUCAAAGAGUAUUACGAGGAUGGCACGGUGGCUCAGACGUUUCGUUUUGGACCACGAGGCUCGCACGUGUUCCCUGGAGCUGGAGCGUACCGUGCGAGAAAGCACGAGUGGAAAGGAUAUCCAGCGACACGGCCCAAGGUCACAGGCUGCCUACGCAACGAUGGGACCGCUGAUGUGUGGAUGAGCUGGAAUGGUGCGACGGAGAUGCACAGCUGGAACUUAUAUGGAGGCGGGCCAGGUGGCGACCUUGAACUCGCCGUCGUAGAGGCUCCGCGGGAUGGGUUCGAGACAAAGGUCACCGUCGCAGCUGGACGGUUUAUCCAGGCAGAGGCGCUGGGAGGAUGUCGCGGUGCGAACGAGACGAGACGGUCGAGCAUUGUGGCAAUUGUGGACGACUGCGCCUCGUGGUGAUCUGGAACCAAAUUGCGAGGCAUGUACGAUAGCGCCCCCCCCUUCUCACAGGCGACAGUCACGAGCAUGUCAGAAGCUACCAUCACGUGUAGUGUGCACGUCGAGAUGUCUCGACCGAAAAAUUUCUCCGGGACCCAACACAUGGAAGAAACAGGCCGGAGGGUAAGUGGUCGAAGGAGAAGCCUUGUGAGCCCUCCUGGGGAUUCCUCUCUCCUCCAAUUUCCCCUCCAAGACCUGCCAUUGAUAUUGACGAAAGCCAGAGUGAAUAUGAAGGUUUG
Messenger RNA from Microdochium trichocladiopsis, 1706 nucleotides. RefSeq names its product ASST-domain-containing protein. The transcript is spliced from 2 exons. Lineage: Eukaryota; Fungi; Ascomycota; Sordariomycetes; Xylariales; Microdochiaceae. The coding region runs from base 1 to 1428 and encodes 475 amino acids. The record is from RefSeq and is a predicted model, not a curated record.